Phacochoerus africanus (Common warthog) is the source of this 3383-nucleotide messenger RNA. RefSeq names its product pleckstrin homology domain containing B2 (gene PLEKHB2). Lineage: Eukaryota; Metazoa; Chordata; Mammalia; Artiodactyla; Suidae. Gene Ontology annotation, biological process: regulation of cell differentiation. The transcript is spliced from 8 exons. Gene Ontology annotation, cellular component: membrane. Bases 139 to 807 code for a protein of 222 amino acids. The record is from RefSeq and is a predicted model, not a curated record.
GCGCGCCAAGGAGGCGUGACGUCGGACGGCGACCUGGACGCUGGCGUCAGGCAGUUGAGCCGAGGAGCCAGGCAGUGUCCUUGUGCUCCGUUCCUUCUCUGGUACCGGGCCGCGGCCGGAGGCUUUGCAGGUGGAAAGAUGGCAUUUGUGAAGAGUGGAUGGUUGCUGCGACAGAGUACUAUUUUGAAGCGCUGGAAGAAGAAUUGGUUUGAUCUGUGGUCAGAUGGUCAUCUGAUCUAUUAUGAUGACCAAACUCGGCAGAGUGUAGAGGAUAAGGUCCACAUGCCAGUGGACUGCAUCAACAUCCGCACAGGACAUGAAUGUCGGGAUAUUCAACCUCCAGAUGGGAAGCCAAAAGACUGUAUGCUGCAGAUUGUUUGCCGAGAUGGGAAAACCAUCAGUCUUUGUGCAGAAAGCACAGAUGAUUGUUUGGCCUGGAAAUUCACACUCCAGGAUUCCAGGACAAACACAGCUUAUGUUGGCUCAGAAGUCAUGUAUGAUGAGACUGCCGUGGCAUCCUCCCCACCUCCUUACACAGCCUAUGCUGCACCCACCCCUGAGCAGGCAUAUGGCUAUGGUCCAUACAGUGGUGCGUACCCACCAGGAACUCAAGUCGUCUAUGCUGCAAAUGGGCAGGCUUAUGCUAUACCGUAUCAGUACCCAUAUGCAGGACUUUAUGGACAGCAGCCUGCCAACCAAGUCAUCAUUCGUGAGCGGUAUCGAGACAAUGACAGUGAUCUGGCGCUAGGCAUGCUGGCUGGAGCAGCCACAGGCAUGGCCUUGGGGUCUCUGUUUUGGGUCUUCUAGGGCCCUUGGAACCUGGAUGUGCAUAGCUUCUGAUACCCUGUGUGCAAUAAUAUAAUUUGCAGGGCAUUUCUGUUUGUGAUAAAUGUUUUUAAUAAUAGUUUUAAUAGGUCUUUUGAAAGUAGUGACAUCAUACUUAUAACUAAUCUAUGUAAGUACCAUGGAGAAGGCUUUGGACUGCUGUUAGUGAAAACAUGGACUAUUUGGGGGCACUGGCUCAUUCUAGAAGUUUCCUCAUAGAACCCUCAGAAUACCUUGUUUGAACACACCUAUUUUGAAAGGCCAUUUUCUUUUUAGAAUUUGGUGUAGUGCUUAAGGGAUAAUUUAUUGUAGUGUUAUGCUAGUGACAUGGUGAUGUAUGAGUGUUGAGUGAUUGUGGCAAGAAAAACUGCAGCUUUUUUGGUGUAAUGCCAGACUUUGAAACCUCAGACCAGAACUGGCUGCAUGUUACUUCAGAAGCUAUAGGCUGGACUGUCCCUGAGGCAGUGGUGUGACAUCCCAUAGCCUUUGGGGCUCCAAGGCUCCCAGCAAAGCCGACUGCUCAGGAUGAUGGGGGGAUGGCAGUUCCCCCUUUUAAAUGAUGCUUCUUCAUUUUAUUCUUGUUUGUUUUUGGUAGUGAUCCUUGGAAGACAUCCCAAAUUAUGAAUAGGUCUGUCAUUUAAAACUAGAAGAAAACAAAAUACAACAAAUAUGUGGAGAUAGAUUUGCUUUAUUCAUUGUUUGCUUUGAGUAUUUUAAUUGCCACCUUGGCCUACUUAAUAGCUUAUUUUUCUACUUGUUGAGAAAGUAAUAUUAAGAGAAUGAUGAGGAAAGUGGAAUGAGAGCCAUAGUUGGUGUUACUAUUUCAGGAGAUUUCGCUGCACUGAGGAUGCCCUUCCCGUCCUGAGGCUGUUGCAGAGCCUUUGGCUGUCCCGUGCAGGACCUCGGAGCCCCGGUGGUGGUAUAGGUUAGAGAUGGGAAUUGUGGCCACGCACAUGAAUGACCUGCUUAAAACAUCACUCCUCCUGACCAGGACACCACCCUUGUUUUUAUUCCUGACUCAAGUGUCUUAGAGAAGCUUAAACCAUUUAAUUUUGAGCCCCAAGUGUGUAUGGAGCUCUGGAGAACCCAGAGUCCUGUGUUUCUGUUAUUUCUUCUUUAUCUAUGUCAAUUUAAAAACUUCAGUUAUUCCAGUUUUCUGUUCUGCAUGCUUUAAAAAAUGUGCUUUUACAAAAGCAGUUGAGCACCUUGAAAAUCUUUGCCCCCACACUCCAUGUGGCCCCAUUUUCCGUAAAAUACACUCCUAGUAGCACAAAUUCUAUUUUUAUUCUGUGUAGCCAGUUCCAUACAUAGUCUUUUUGUGGAAAGACUGGUCAACUGACUCCAUCUCAAAGUCAUAUGUGACGAGGUCUAGCUCCGAAUGAGCCCAUGUGCCAAAUGCACUUUGCGGUGAUCACAGGUCUGUUUUCCCAACCAAUUCUACUGCACUUGCUGACACCAGAGCAUCCGUUUCCAGCUGAAAGGAAGUGUAUUUAGCUGUCAUCUCUUUGGAUGUUUGACAUAGUGGAAAAUUGCCAGAUGUGAUGUGUGACACCAUUGGUUUUGUUGAUUAAAGCUGUUGCGUUUGUGAUUUUACAUUUUAUAUAAUAAGAGUGGUUUUGUUAAGAUGUUAAUCAUUAAAGCUCUAUGCUUUACUUACAAAACACUAAACUCAAUUUUUAAUGUUGCAUUGGGUAUUAAUUUUGAACUUCGAGUUAUUGGAACCACAGAGUACUGAGUUAUGUCACUGAAACACCCUUGAAGCAAAUGUGUCUCCCCUGUGUCUCCUGGCCGCCCUCUGACAAAAAGGAGUAAGCUGUGGCCUGAAACUUGGGCACACGUGUGUGCCCGCAUCUCCAGUCCCUGUCCCCAGAGGGGCCAGCCUUGUUGGGUAUCUAGAGUUGAAUCUGGAAAUUCACUGUCACUAGUGAUUUGAUCCUGCGAGGAAAUGCACACUUGGUGUAGAUGGGCUGAGAUACCUCAUUUCCCUGGCCCCAACUACCGUAGAUGCCAAUCUUUUGGUCGCCUUGUUUAGGUAACCCUAAAUCAAGAAGGAACUUGUUCAGGUUUGAGUCAGCAUUUUACUUCUGUGUGUACUUUUUAAGAGUGUACCUGAAAGAAGUUGGCAGUUGACAUUGCACACAUGCCAGUCUGCUUGUGUUUAGCUCUGUUCUUUAAUUCCUUGAGUUAACUUCUGGGUCUUAGAGGUGAAGAGAAAGGAGAGACCAGUAUGUUUCAGAUCAUCAAGAAGUGAGCCAGACCAGGACGUGAGAUCUGGAUCAUGGAAGAAAGACCUGCUGUUGAGACAGAAUGACCCACGUUUUAUUAUCUACAUUAAUUGUGAUCCUGUAUGAUCUUUCUUUCUCCUAUGCGAGUUUAUGUACACACUAGCAUGGAACACAAUUCCGUUGUUUUCCCCUAGAGGUGAUCUUUUUUCUGAUUGCUUGCCUGUCUCUGGUAUUCUAUUGUGUCCUCAGAACCUGUUUUUCCCUAUGUAUGCAAACUGUAUGUUUAUAAGUGAAAAUGUUAAUACAUUAAAUGAUCAUUAACCUUAAAGCAUA